Molecule: messenger RNA, 654 nt
Organism: Homarus americanus (American lobster)
Lineage: Eukaryota; Metazoa; Arthropoda; Malacostraca; Decapoda; Nephropidae
Product: antho-RFamide neuropeptides-like
Exons: 2
Coding region: 1-654 (217 amino acids)
Source: RefSeq, a predicted model, not a curated record
AUGGAACCAAAGGCAAGAAAUGUAAAGAGUAAUAGGGACGAGAUAGCCGGGGCUAAGGACGAGAUAGUAGGCCAAUAUGGUGUUAAGGACGAGAUAGUAGGCCAGUAUGGUGCUAAGGACGAAAUAGUAGGCCAGUAUGGUGUUAAGGACGAGAUAGUAGGCCAGUAUGGUGCUAAGGACGAGAUAGUAGGCCAGUAUGGUGUUAAGGACGAGAUAGUAGGCCAGUAUGGUGUUAAGGACGAGAUAGUAGGCCAGUAUGGUGCUAAGGACGAGAUAGUAGGCCAGUAUGGUGUUAAGGACGAGAUAGUAGGCCAGUAUGGUGUUAAGGACGAGAUAGUAGGCCAGUAUGGUGCUAAGGACGAGAUAGUAGGCCAGUAUGGUGUUAAGGACGAGAUAGUAGGCCAGUAUGGUGUUAAGGACGAGAUAGUAGGCCAGUAUGGUGCUAAGGACGAGAUAGUAGGCCAGUAUGGUGCUAAGGACGAGAUAGUAGGCCAGUAUGGUGUUAAGGACGAGAUAGUAGGCCAGUAUGGUGUUAAGGACGAGAUAGUAGGCCAGUAUGGUGUUAAGGACGAGAUAGUAAAGAAAUAUGAUAGUGAUCCAAUAGGAAUUCCUGCAGUUGGCUCGUUGUUUACGCAGAGUGUUUUCAGGAAGUAG